AGGCGCACCUCAGCGUUGCACACACAACCCCUCGAGGCAUUUGAAGCGGCGGCGGCGCGUCAGCAAAGCGGAGAUGAAGGUGAUAGCGGCGUACCUCCUCGCCGUCCUCGGCGGUAACACACGCCCCUCGGCUGGCGACCUCAAAUCCAUCCUCGAAUCAGUGGGCGCGGAGGUGGACGAGAAGAGGGUAGAUCUCUUCCUGUCGGAAGUCAAGGGGAAGGACCUCGCGGAGCUCAUCGCCGCCGGAAGGGAGAAGUUCGCCUCCGUCCCGUCGGGGGGCGCGGUGGCAGCCGUCGCGGUCUCCGCUCCGGGAGCCGGUGCCUCCCCGGCGGCCGAGGAGCCGAAGAAGGAAGAGAAGGUCGAGGAGAAAGAGGAAUCCGACGACGAUAUGGGCUUCAGCUUGUUCGAUUAAGGAGGCAGUGGUUGCGUGCUACUUAUCUUAGCUUUGUUCUCUUAUUCUUGCAUAAAAUGAGGAAAAUUUCGGAUGUAUGAAAGACUUGAAGAAGUUUAUUUGGGUUGAUUUUUCUGCAACUUUUCUCAAACACUUAAUCUUUGUUGCUUCCGUCGUCUAUUGUAUGCAUGAGUCGUGCGCAUUGAGAUUUCUUGUCUUCCAGCAUAAAUUCUUGGUUGGUAAUA
This is a messenger RNA of Musa acuminata AAA Group (dessert banana), 636 nucleotides long. RefSeq names its product large ribosomal subunit protein P2A. The record is from RefSeq and is a predicted model, not a curated record. Gene Ontology annotation, molecular function: structural constituent of ribosome. Gene Ontology annotation, biological process: cytoplasmic translational elongation. Gene Ontology annotation, cellular component: ribosome; cytosolic large ribosomal subunit. The coding region runs from base 74 to 412 and encodes 112 amino acids. Lineage: Eukaryota; Viridiplantae; Streptophyta; Magnoliopsida; Zingiberales; Musaceae. The transcript is spliced from 3 exons.